AUGUGCGAGAGUCCGUCGAAGCCAUUGAGUCAGCCGCGGGGCAACGACUCGUCUACGCCGAUGCCGUCGACCCCCGCCCAACAACAUGCCGAUCUCGGUCUCCAGAUGGGUUCGGGCUUCGUUAAUGAGUCCUCCGUCAGUAGAAAAGUGUCGACGACGGACGUGAAGCUCGUGACUUCGCCCCCGGAUGGAGGCUGGGGCUGGGUUGUUGUUUUCUGUUCGUUCAUGGUCCACGUUCUCGCCGAUGGAGUGACCUACACGUUCGGAAUAUUUUACAUCAAAUUCGUCGAGUACUUCGAGGAAUCGAAGGGCAAAACCGCCUGGGUGGCAUCGAUUCUGGUGUCGACGACUUUCCUCUGCGGCCCAAUAGCUUCGGCUCUUACUAAUCUUUACGGGUGUCGUGUGGUGACCAUAGCUGGAUCUCUUCUGGCGGCGUCCGGGAUGUUCAUCUCUAUCUGGGCGCCGAACGUGACCUUCUUGUUCUUCUCGAUCGGAAUUCUGACCGGCAUGGGCUUGGGUUUGAUGUAUCUGCCCGCCAUUGUCUCGGUCUCGAUGUAUUUCGAUCGGAAACGGGCGUUCGCGACAGGCAUCGCCGUCUGCGGCUCGGGAUUCGGAACCUUCGUUCUCGCACCCGUGAUUGAAGCACUUGUGGAUUUCUACGGAUGGCAAGGUGCCCUGAUGAUCACGUCGGGGAUGCUCCUGAACUGUGUCGUAUUCGGAGCUCUCAUGAGACCCCCAGAGUAUAUUGCGGUUGUGGAAGUCGACACUACGGUCGAUCUGGAAUUCGGAGACGUCGAUAACAACACAGCGCGAUUCCCCAACGAGAACAUCAGCAAGGAGAGAGAGGCCGAACUGGUCGUCAGUGAGAAUCUACUCCGUCCGUCGAACACGAUAAUAUCGCUGCAGAAUCAUCACAAGCUCGACUCCAAAGAGAAACUCCAUCACCGGUCCGUCUGUCACUUGUCGGUGAACUCAGAACCAGAACUGGUUCUUAUCCGCACUCCUUCAAUCGACCGCAACCUCUAUCUUGAGCGCGAAGCUUUGAACUCCAAGCAGAGCUAUGCGUCGUUACGUAAACGCCUCAGCUACACCAGUCAGCCUUCGAUAUCAGUACAUUCGGUACAGCAGCGAGAAGACACACGGGGUGCUCGAGAGAAGUUUUCGGCCUUCAUGAAAACAAUCACCGAUUCGAUAGACAUCGCUCUACUUUUGAAAUCCCCGAUAUUCAUCCUCUUCGCGCUCUCAAAUUUCUUCACCUCCAUUGGAUUCAACGUGCCGUAUGUGUACAUAGCUGACAUCGCCAGACGUCAGCUGAACGUGGAUGAUUCGAAAGCCUCUCUUCUGCUCAGCUUGAUAGGCCUCAGCAACACGGCAUCUCGUGUCCUGCUCGGAUACCUCUCGGACAAACGAUGUGUCAACCGCAUCCUUCUCUACAACGUCUGUAUCGCGACGUGUGGCGUCGCGACAGCACUAUCCAUUUUCUGCACCGAUUACGUGCAGUUGUCGGUGUACUGCAUUAUUUUCGGCGCGACUUCGGGCGCCUUCAUCUCGCUGACGUCGGUGAUUCUCGUUGAUCUCAUGGGCCUCGAGAAGCUGAAUAACGCGUUCGGUCUCGUACUCUUGUUCGAGGGCAUCGCGUGCCUUAUCGGGCCACCCUUAACGGGCUGGAUUUUCGAUUGGACCGGCUCCUAUAAUUGGGGAUUUAUCUUCUCUGGCGUCGUGAUUGCGACCGGAGGCAUCACGCUCUGUCUGAUCCCGUGUGUCAGGACUUCUCGAUCGGCGAGUCCGCGGAAGAAGGCCAGACGAAUGAAAUGA
Molecule: messenger RNA, 1815 nt
Organism: Galendromus occidentalis (western predatory mite)
Lineage: Eukaryota; Metazoa; Arthropoda; Arachnida; Mesostigmata; Phytoseiidae
Product: monocarboxylate transporter 12-like
Exons: 6
Coding region: 1-1815 (604 amino acids)
Biological process (GO): monocarboxylic acid transport; transmembrane transport
Molecular function (GO): monocarboxylic acid transmembrane transporter activity
Source: RefSeq, a predicted model, not a curated record